AGGAAGGUAAGAGGAGGGGGAGAAAAGGAGGCCUGGGAGGGGGGCUCCGACACCCACCCUGGCUUUGCUCUCAGGGUGCCAGUUUGCCUUCCAACACAGACCGCUCUUCCAUCUCGGAGACUUGACACCCACCCAUUCCUUUUGUCCAUCCGGCAAGAGACCCCUGUCGUGUUUCUCCUAGGCAGGCCCCUUCUCCUCCUCUUCCUCCUCCGGCUGCUCCAUGAACCAUGGAGACCUUGAACAUGCGCCAAGAGGGCGCCGCUCACGGCUGCCCUGUCCUGGCCCCCAGCCCCAAUUUCAUCUGCAUCACCGCAAAGUCUCCCAAGGGCAGUGCCCAGUUCGUGCUGCCUCGGGAAACCACCGUACGGCAGUUCAAGGAGAAACUUUCCGAACAGUUCACCUGUGAGCCGUGCCAGCUGGUGCUGGUGUUCUUCGGGAGGAUCUUGAAGGACCAGCGCACCCUCCAGCAAUGUGGGGUCGGUGAUGGGACGACUGUCCACCUGGUCAUCCGGUCCCUGAAGAGAGAUCCAGAAGGCUCUGCUCAGUCGUCCUACGUGCCCAGGCCCUCAAGCUGUGCCCUGGCACGAACGGGCAGCAGCCUGAGCCUGUCCGCCUUGAACCCGGUCUCUCGGGGUUCGUGGGGCCCCCCGGAGACAAAUCCCACCAGCCUUGAGUGGCAUCAGACGCCAACCUCCGAGAUGAUUGUUCAGAAGGUCCGGCAGCUGAUCUUGGCCAACCCAGAGAUCCAGCAGCUGGCUCAGCAGUUCCCUGCCAUCUGCCACAUCCUGAACAACAUGGGCAUCAUGCGGGUGAUCUUGGACAAGAUGAGAGAAAUUAUGGACCUGGCAAGGAGCCCUGAGGUGGAACAGGACCUGAAGAAUCCAGAGCCACUCCUGAUUAACGUUCAGAACAACACUCCCGGUGGGGACAACCCCCUGAGGCAACUCAACAGUGAGGUUCAGGAGCCAGGGCCGAAUGCAGGCCAGGACCUCCUUGCCCCCUCCAGGAACCCUUGUCCAGAGCACAAGGUCAGGGGUGGCGAGGGAUUUCAUCCGGGAGGCCCUCCGGGCUCUUUCCCCGUCUCCAACAGCUACGGGAGGUUUUGCACCAACAACUCAAGCAACGAUGAAGGUGGCACCUUCAACAGCCUUCAGGAUCCUCUCGGGUCGUCCCUGCCCAGCCUUGUGCCCAGCCCUGGGGCAGGACCGUGCAACGUAGGGGGUAUCCAGGCCCUAAUUGUAAACCUCUGCAACGCCUACACCCAGCGCGUGAUGCUCUCCCUCAUGCAGAACGCGCUGCUCGCCUCCCAAGAGACGCAGGGCGCCCGGCAGGAGCACGUCCAGCAGCAGCUGCAGCAUUUUUAUCAGCAGAUGCAGAGGCCAGAAAUGGUGGCCGCCCUGUCCAGCCCCAAGGCCAUCCAGGCCUGGGUGCAGAUGGAGCAGGGCUUGCAGACCCUGAUGGAGGAAGCCCCGGUGCUGCUACCCUGGUUCGUGCUGCGCUUGAAGGGGUUGGGGCACACGCCUGCGAUGGGGGCCGUGGCCACUGGCUCUCCCUCUGGAGAAGAAUCAGCUGCUUUGGAAUAGGGACACCACCUCUCCUCUCUUCUCCCAGGAAGGAAGGAAGGAAGGGGCUGCGCCCUUAGAAGCUCCAAGGUCAGAUGGGCAGCCCAGGGCGCAAGCUGGAGAAUCGCUCUUCCUGCACAGCUGCCCUGCUGGGAAUGAGAAGAAGCCGUUCCAGGAAAUCAGAAGGAAACCAGGAGAUCUCCUUUGUCUUGGGGGUGACGUUCCUGUAACAUGUUCUUCAA
Crotalus tigris (Tiger rattlesnake) is the source of this 1804-nucleotide messenger RNA. Its product is annotated as ubiquilin-1-like. The transcript has a single exon. Gene Ontology annotation, biological process: ubiquitin-dependent protein catabolic process. Gene Ontology annotation, molecular function: polyubiquitin modification-dependent protein binding. The record is from RefSeq and is a predicted model, not a curated record. NCBI's taxonomy places the organism in Eukaryota, Metazoa, Chordata, Lepidosauria, Squamata, Viperidae. Gene Ontology annotation, cellular component: cytosol. Bases 228 to 1583 code for a protein of 451 amino acids.